CAGUCAUCUACAGAUAGCUGCAAGCUCUUUAACACAAAUAACCUUUUGCUGAGAGAUAUGAUCACACUCGCAAACUUUGCAUACACUACUUGUUGAUCAACUAAUCCUGCAAUGGAUUCAUGGUAAGGCGAAGAAGCAACUGGAGCGUGGACCUCACCUUUGAGCCGCUAUUGGUUUAAAGAUUUCAUCUUGCUGUCGAUUUGAUCGAAAAGGAGUUGACUUGGCUCCAAUGGAGGCAUUUGGAAGAUAGAUUGGGGGUCGAAUCGAAGAGAAGCCUUUCGAGCAGAAAGAAUGCGGUCGAGAACGGGGACGGCAUUCAGUCCGGUUAAGGAAUCGCCGGCGGCGGCGGAUUGGGAGGUACGGCCGAGCGGAAUGCUCGUCCAGACCCGCGGAGCCGACGCCUGUCCUCCCGUCCCCGCCAUCCGCGUCAAAGUCAAGCAUGGCGCCGCCUGCCACGAGAUCUACAUCGGCGCCCUGGCCUCCUUCGGGGAGCUGAAGAAGGCGCUGUCGGCGAAGACGGGGCUCCACCCGCUCGACAUGAAGCUGUCGUACAAGAACAGAGAGAGGCAGUCGGCGGCGUUCCUCGACUCCGCCGGCGUCAUGGACAAGUCGAAGUUGCUGCUGGAGGAAGACCCCGCCGCGCGCACCAAGCGCCUGCUCGAUUUGCGCAAGGCCGACAAGGCAGAGAAAACCGCCAAGUCGAUCUCUGCAAUUAGCCUUGAGGUGGACCGCCUUGGUUCCAAGGUGUCAGAGAUGGAGGCGAUGGUGAAUCAAAACCGCAAGGUGGUGGAUAACGAUGUGACCGACCUCAUUGCAUCCCUAAUGAAUGAGCUGGUCAAGCUGGACGGCAUUGUUGCUGAUGGAGAUGUAAAUGUUCAGAGGAGGUUGCAGAUCAAAAUGACGCAGAAAUAUGUAGAAACGUUAGAUUUCAUCAAGUUGAAGAACACUCAACUAAGCAAACACCAUUCCCAAAGUAAUCAAAUGCUGCAAAAGAGAGAUUCACAGCAACCACACAACCCAUUUCAGCAACAAAACCAGCAGCAGCAGAAGCAAGAGACUGCAGAAUUCCAACAGCAAACUCAGCAGCCGGUGGUCAUGACAAUGAACUGGGAAACAUUUGAUUCCCUCUUCACGCCAUCUACCUCCUCCACCACCACCACUGCCUCCUCCACACCCCAUGCGAGCUUCGACUGGGAGCAGUUUUGAGUCCAAAUUGAAGAAACAAAUACCACUUUCAGAAUUUGCAAUUUGGUUAUAUUUUACUUGUGGAUCGAAAUUCUUGUGUGUCUCCGUCUACUCCUAGUAGGGUUCAUUCGGAUUGAAUAGAAAUAAUUGAGACUCCAUGUUUCAUUUUAUCUUGUAGAAUGUCUCAUCUUGUUUGGUUUUCAGACAAGCGGGAAUGAAUUCAUUAAUCAUUGCAAUGGAAAGAAACAAAGUGUUGUGAAAAAGGGAGAUGCCUUAGCAAUGAAGACCCAUAAAGAGGCGUGUACUUUAGAAGCUUCAAGGUCAUGAUCAGGUUAGUGGAUCUUAGUGGGGUGUCUAAUUACUUCCUUUUUCUUUGGUUAUGAUCAUAGACUAUUUUUGUAUUAUUUUUCUUGUCGUUUUCUAUUAUUAUUACUAUCAUCAUUAUUUUUA
Messenger RNA from Zingiber officinale, 1635 nucleotides. Its product is annotated as BAG family molecular chaperone regulator 1-like. The transcript is spliced from 6 exons. Gene Ontology annotation, biological process: protein stabilization. Gene Ontology annotation, cellular component: cytoplasm. The record is from RefSeq and is a predicted model, not a curated record. Lineage: Eukaryota; Viridiplantae; Streptophyta; Magnoliopsida; Zingiberales; Zingiberaceae. Bases 292 to 1206 code for a protein of 304 amino acids. Gene Ontology annotation, molecular function: protein-folding chaperone binding; adenyl-nucleotide exchange factor activity.